This is a messenger RNA of Lottia gigantea (owl limpet), 3603 nucleotides long. RefSeq lists its product as hypothetical. NCBI's taxonomy places the organism in Eukaryota, Metazoa, Mollusca, Gastropoda, Lottiidae. Gene Ontology annotation, cellular component: intracellular anatomical structure. The transcript has 31 exons. The record is from RefSeq and is a predicted model, not a curated record. Gene Ontology annotation, molecular function: RNA binding; ATP binding. The annotation marks the transcript as partial.
UGUAUCUGGUCAUUAUUUCAGAUUGUUGCCACCAUUGAAAGUAAUCAAGUCACAGUUAUUCAGGGUUCAACAGGUUCGGGUAAAACAACACAAGUACCACAGUUUAUAUUGGAUCAUUAUGCCAGUGAGAAUAAAUAUUGUAAUAUAAUAGUCACACAACCUAGACGAAUAGCAGCUACAAGUAUAGCUAGACGUGUUUGUGCUGAAAGAAAUUGGACAUUGGGCUCAGUUUGUGGAUAUCAGAUUGGGUUAGAUCGUAAAGCUACAGAAGACACUAGAAUUCUAUACUGUACUACUGGUGUUUUACGUGAAAAAUUAGUUGGUGAAAAGAGUAUGGCUAUGUUUACACAUGUUAUAUUAGAUGAGAUUCAUGAAAGAGAUCAAGAAUCUGAUUUUGCUCUACUGAUUGUGAGAAAACUUCUUAGAACAAAUUCUAGAAAUGUGAAGGUUAUAUUGAUGUCUGCUACAUUAGAUUCUAAACAGUUUGCUCAGUAUUUUGCUCUACCUAUAAGAGAUAAAUUAGAACCAGCACCAGUAGUUAAUGUAGAAGGUCGUGUAUUUAGAGUAUCAGAGUUCUAUGCUAAUGAUCUUUAUCCUGCUCUUGGUGAUCUACCUGUAGCUGAUGAUAGGAGUCCCUGUCUUUCUGAGGAAGCUUUACACAUGUCAGUUAAACUUAUACAAGAAUUUGAUAAGCUAGAAGUUAAAGAAUCAGGGAAAGAUGCUGAAACAGGCUUUGCCCCAGUAAGAGGUUCAGUUCUAGCUUUCUUACCAGGUUAUGGUGAAAUAUCAGAUAUGUUUGAUUUGUUAUUACCUCUAGAAAAAGAACAUUGUUUAAGGAUAAUACCUUUACAUUCCACAAUUACUAAUGAAGAACAACAGAGAGUAUUUGAACCUCCACCUAAAGGAUAUAGAAAGGUUAUAUUAUCUACCAAUAUUGCUGAAAGUUCUAUUACAGUCACUGAUAUUAAAUAUGUUAUUGAUUUCUGUUUAACUAAAAGUCUAGUCUGUGAUCCUGAUACAAACUAUACACAUUUACAGUUAAAAUGGGCAUCGAAAGCUAAUUGUACUCAAAGGAAAGGUCGUGCUGGUCGUGUAUCAAAUGGAAGAGCUUAUUUUAUGGUCACAAAGAAUUUCUUUGAAGAUUGCCUACCAGAAUAUGGUGUUCCUGAAAUGCAGAGAUGUCCAUUAGAAUCGUUGGUAUUAAAAACAAAGAUUUUUGAUAUGGGGGAACCGAAAGCUAUAUUAGGUCUAGCUCUGUCACCACCUAGAUUAGAUGAAAUAGAAAGAACUGUACUUAAUUUGAAAGAGGUUGGAGCACUAGCUACAGGAUUAAGAGGAAGCAAUGUGAAACAUGAUGGUGAUCUAACAUAUAUUGGACGUAUAUUAGCUGAUUUACCAUUAGAUAUUAGAAUUGGUAAAUUACUAGUAUUAGGUCAUGUAUUCUGUCUAUUAGAGGAAUGCCUUAUAAUUGGUGCUGCCUUGUCAUUAAAGAGUGUAUUUGCCAAACCAUUUAAAGCUAAAUUAGAUGCAUACAGGCAUAAACAUGGUUGGGCUGAUUGUACAUUAAGUGAUUGUUUAGCUAUACUUAAUGCUUAUAAGGUCUGGGAAGAGAAAAAGAAAAUGCAUGAAUUUCGACGAACUGGUCAAAGUGAAAAAAGAUGGGGAGAAUUGAAUUUUAUACAGAUUCGUAGAAUAAAUGAAGUAGCAGAGCUAGCUAAGGAAAUAGAACAGAGACUACAGAGAUUUAGUAUAGAAAAACCUAGACAACGUCCACAUUUUAAAGAUGAUAUUAAAGAUCCACAAGAACGUUUAUUGUUAAAGAUAGUUAUAGCUGGUUCUUUCUAUCCUAAUUAUUUUCUUAAGAAUGAAAUAGAUGAGAUUGAUGCUAUAAAACAACUAUCUAAUAAUGAUCCCAUGAAUACAGUAAUGUUAAAAGGUUUACCUGCUAAUCAAGGGAUGUUAUAUAGAGAGAAAUUAGAACAUACAUUUAGAUGGUGCUAUUCUGGUCCACCACUUGUCAUUAUCAUUUUCAGAGCUUUCAUUCAGUUUCCAUGGAAGAAUAAUACAAGAUAUGAACAUAAAGUACAUCAAGCUGUUUACAUGGCAAUUAAAUUAAGAUUAUUAAGAAUACCUAUAGAAGUAGAAGUUUAUAAUAGAGAUGAUGCUCAAUUAUUAAUGAAACAGUUACAAGAUGCUAAAGAUGAUGCUAUUGAAGAUGGUAGACUUCGCACAAACAGAGUUAUGGCAUCAGAAAGUGUUUUUGGUGAACAAAUACAAACAGAUUCACUAGUUGUCCCUCCACCAGGACCUGAAGAGUUAUUCUGUACUAUGUGUGUUACUGAGGUUAUAGAAUGUGGUCACUUUUGGAUUCAGUAUGUAAAUUCUCAAAGAUUUCAAGAAUUAAAAUAUAUACAAGAUUCUUUAAAUGUUAAUAAUGGACAGAAUUUAGAACCUCUAACAGGAUUAUUAAAACCAGGAAUGUAUUGUGCAGCACCGUUCAAAGAGAACGAUUCUGUAGCAUAUUAUCGUGGACGUAUAGAAUCUAUAGAUAAUCAAAGUGAUCCAACAGGUCAUAAAACUAAAGUAUUUUUUGUUGACUAUGGUAAUACUCAAAUAACACCAAGAGCUUUAUUAAGGGUUUUACCAGAUGCAUUUUUAAGCGUUCCAUUUCAGGCAGUGGAGUGUUUUUUAAGUGGAAUUCGGCCGUCUGCUGUUAAAUGUCCAGAUGGAGUAUGGAGUAGAGAAGCUAAUAAUAAAUUCAGAGAGAAAGUUCUUGGUAGAAAUAUGUUUGCUCAGAUAUUCUCAGUAGUAAGAGAUGCUAUAAGAGUAGAAUUAAUAGAAAAACAAGCCAAUGGUUUUGAAUACAGUAUAAAUCAAGAAUUGAUACGAAGAGGAUUUGCAGACCAAGCUGAAGAAUCUUAUUUAUCAAAGGUUAGUUUUGAAUGUAUUAAAGCUGCUAUAUUGCUCAUAUAUAUAGCAGCUAAACAGGGCUUUCUAUCAAUUCAACUUAAUACAGAUAAAAAUAUCAGAAAACGGGGAAAAAGGGUUAGUGAUCUAAAUACAUCUAUUCGUCUUGUAGGACCACACAGUCCACUAGAAAUGGCUUUUGCAAAUAUGACUUCACUGGGUAGAUUAAGGGUAUCAAGAAUAGAUCAAGACAGUGUCAACUCUGUUGCUAUAGAUGAUGAACCUCAAAAUAAACAAUCUAGGAUGAUGGUGGCUUCAUUUGUUGGUUUGGAUCCAUCUGGUAACAAGAUGAUAGCUAGAGAUACAACUAUCAUGCCUUUAAUAGAUGGUUUACCUGCUUUAAUUACAUUAUUAUUUACUCCAGUAGCAGAAUUAAGAACUGAUAAAAGAAGAGAAAGAUAUAUUGGUGCUCUAUGUGGUUUAGGUUAUGAUACACACACUGGUUAUGCUAUAUUACCUGAUCAUGAUAUAGAACUCACAUUUGAUACUAAAAUUGAUAUUAAUGAUAUCUCUAAGAUCAAUGGUAUAAGAAUGGCCAUUAAUUUAGCAAUUGGUAAUCAGUCAACUGUAGCCGGAUGGGGACCUGAUGCUGUAUUUAGAUUACAGAAAAAAGCUAGAGAAAAUAUGAUUCAGUAA